AUCAUUUUAAAAAAUAAAAUUCGAAGUUCCACUAUUGAAUAAUCUGUCAAUUAUUUUAUAAGAGAUUUUUGAUUUAUCUAUUCAAUUGUACGAUAAAUAAUCAAAUGACUUCAACAUUAGGAGGAGGCCCUAUUCCCGGAAAUUUACCACCAAGUAUGCAGAGUAAAAGAUUACAACAAACACAAGCUCAAGUCGACGAGGUUGUGGAUAUAAUGCGAGUUAACGUUGAUAAAGUUUUAGAGAGGGAUCAAAAAUUAUCAGAACUCGACAAUAGAGCAGAUGCCCUUCAACAAGGUGCCUCACAAUUCGAAACGAACGCGGGAAAAUUAAAGAGAAAAUAUUGGUGGAAAAAUUGCAAGAUGAUGGCUAUUCUAGCUGGGAUCAUUAUCAUAAUAAUCAUUAUAAUUAUCGUUUGGUCAACAACUGGCAACAAAGAUAAAUCAUAAUCACCCCUUAUAAUUAUUCCUUUCAUUUAUUUUAGUUAUUUAUUGAUUAAAUAUUUAUAAACUGAAUUGUUUCAUUUAAUAUGCUUAUCAUUAUUUUUUUGCGAAAUAAUUUAUCUAAAUUUUUUUAUUUAUUAUAAUUUGUAAUAAGGAUAAGCUGGCUUUCUAUGCCUUUUUGAUUUUCGAGUGUUUAAUUUACCCUGCUAAAUUUUUAGGGUUUUUUUUUAAAUUAUGUAUACUAGUUUUUAUUUAAUCUUGCUGCACUAAAACGGUACAAAAAUAAAAUGGACCAGCUAUAAAAGCAACAUAUGUUAUUGUUAUUGUUGUAGCUUUGUUUAAAUAUAUUAUAAUAAAUAUGUAAACUUUUAAAUUGUCAAUUUAUCUUUAAAAUUAUGGUAUACCUAUGUUAUAAUUUUUGCAAAUUAUAUUCUUUUUUUGAUAUACAUUAAUUUUGUGUUACGUGUACUAUUAUAAUAGAAAUAAGAGAAUAUU
This is a messenger RNA of Gordionus sp. m RMFG-2023, 935 nucleotides long. Its product is annotated as vesicle-associated membrane protein 3-like. NCBI's taxonomy places the organism in Eukaryota, Metazoa, Nematomorpha, Gordioida, Chordodea, Parachordodidae. Bases 105 to 446 code for a protein of 113 amino acids. The transcript is spliced from 6 exons. The record is from RefSeq and is a predicted model, not a curated record. Gene Ontology annotation, molecular function: syntaxin binding; SNAP receptor activity. Gene Ontology annotation, biological process: vesicle fusion; vesicle-mediated transport. Gene Ontology annotation, cellular component: SNARE complex; plasma membrane.